AUGGAGCGGGAGGAUUUGGGUGCAUGGCUAGGCCUAGCAAUAGGCGGCGGCGAGGGCGGCGGUGGCGAUGUGAGCCAUGGCCACGAGGACGAACGCCGGCCUGAUCCGGUUCGAUUUGACGCGCUGUUCUCCCUGUGUGGCAACCAAGAGCGCGAUCCUGAUGAACACGCGGCGAGAAAGACGGGAGGGAAAGGUGCAAGGAAGAGGGUCGGCGACGAUGACGGCCGAUCGUCGUCGAACAGCCCAUGUUCGAGCGACGGCGCGAGGAGGAAGAAGCUCCGGCUCACCAAGGAGCAGUGCACCCUCCUCGAAGACAGCUUCCGUGCCCGCAACAUACUUUCUCAUGUCCAGAAGCAGGAGCUGGCACGGCAGCUGAAUCUGAGCUCCAGACAGGUCGAAGUGUGGUUCCAAAAUAGAAGAGCCAGAACAAAGCUGAAGCAGACGGAGGUGGACUGCGAGUCUCUGAAGCGGUGGUGCGAGAGCCUGACGGACGAGAAUCAGCGCCUGAAGCAGGAGCUUGUGGAACUGCAGCGGUCAGCUGCGAUGUCGGCACGGGCAGCGGGCUCGCCACUCUUCGCCCAGCUUCCCAGGGCGGCGGCCAUGGUGAACUUCUGCCCGUCCUGCGAGAAGGUGGACGUGAAGAAUUAA
Molecule: messenger RNA, 648 nt
Organism: Lolium rigidum
Lineage: Eukaryota; Viridiplantae; Streptophyta; Magnoliopsida; Poales; Poaceae
Product: homeobox-leucine zipper protein HOX18-like
Exons: 3
Coding region: 1-648 (215 amino acids)
Biological process (GO): regulation of DNA-templated transcription
Molecular function (GO): DNA-binding transcription factor activity, RNA polymerase II-specific; sequence-specific DNA binding
Source: RefSeq, a predicted model, not a curated record